AAUGGAAAUUAAUUUUUUUGAAAGAUUUCAUAUUAUUAUUUUCUGUCAAAUCACUAAGAUGUCCAAGUAUUCGCUUAAUUUUAAAGUUAUAUUGGUUUUUGUUUUAUUUUUGAAUAUAAUUGAAUCAAAUUAUUGCACUAGGGUCGAUUCAUUUAAUUGCAUAAAUUAUGAUAAAAAUGCUGAAACAGUUUAUCCUAUUGUAUCUGAUCCUAAAGUGCGAUAUUAUUUAUUUACUCAAAAAAAUUUCUUAGACGGACAAGAAAUAAAGGAUCAAGAUGUCAAUUCUGUGACUAAUUCCAAUUUUAAUAGAUAUUGUCCAACCAGGAUCUAUAUAGGUGAUUGGAAGAUUGUACCUAAUAAUUGUAAAACAGCGUUAGUAAAAGAUUCUUAUUUAAACAUAGGUAAUUUUAACUUUAUUAUUGUUGAUUGGAGUGAUUGGAGUGGGAAAGAUUAUCUUGGAGCUAAAAAUAGUGUGAAUGAUGUUGGAAAUUCACUCGGAAGUUUUACCCAAUUUUUAAACACCAAUUUUGAUGUUCAGUAUUGUAAUAUGUAUUUGAUAGGACAAGGUAUGGGAGCACAUGUUGCUGGAGCUGCUGCAAAUUUUAUAGCACCAGCUAAAUAUGAUACAAUUUUUGCAUUAGAUGCAGCAGGUCCAGGUUUCGCAGGCAUGGAUCCUUCACAAAGAUUGGAUCCUCUUGAUGCAAAUUAUGUGGAAGCAAUAUUUACUGAUAUGUUUCUUUGGGGUUAUGGUGCCAAAGAACCAAUAGGUCAAGCUCAAUUUUUCCCAAACAAUGGAGUUCGCAGACAACCGCAUUGUCCUUGUUCCUCACUAAUUACUCAAUUAUGCAGCCAUAGUGCAGCAGUUGAUUAUUUUGCUAAUAGUUUAUGGCCAUUAAAUAGAUUUUGUGGUACAGAAACAACGUUGAACGAUGUAUUUUCUGGAAAUAUUCCAACAAUUGACAAGAGUUGCUGUAUAACAAUGGGUGGUGAACCAUCAAAAAAAAAAUCAGGUGACUUUUAUUUACAAACUAGUAAUUGUUGGCCGUUGCCCCCUUGGAAUGCUCAAAGUUUGUCUGUAACAGUAGAUUCCAAUAACUGCGACAACGGUGAUAUUUUAACUGUUUAUCCAAAUGUAACGAAUCCUAAGGUUAGAUAUUAUUUAUUUAAGUCCGAAAAUUUGACGGAGGGUGUAGAAAUUCAAGAUCAAAAUGCAACUUCUCUUGAAGCAUCAAAAUUUGAUAAAAAUUUGCCAACAAGAAUAUGUGUAAGUUGUUGGAAAAGUAAAGUAAAUAAUUGUAAGACAGCAAUUAUAAAGGAUGCUUACCUUAAAGCAGGAAACUACAAUUUUAUUGUAGCAGAUUGGAGUGAUUGGAAUACAAAAGAUUAUGUAGGAGCAUCGUCAUCGGUUAAGAAAGUCGGAACAUUAAUAGGAAAAUUCACAAAAUUUUUAAAUUGCAACGGAGCUUCAUAUAGUAAUAUGUAUUUGAUUGGGCAUGACAUAGGUGCACAUGUAGCUGGAGCUGCUGGACAGUCAAUAGCACCGAAUAAAUAUAAAACAAUUUAUGGACUAGAUCCAUCAAAUAUUGGUUUUGAUGGUGCAUCUCCGGAAAAUAGGUUGGAUCCAACUGAUGCCGAAUAUGUUGAAGUUUUAAGUACUGAUGUUUUUCAAUAUGGUUAUGGUGCCAAUGCUCCUAUUGGACAUGCUGUACUACUUCCAAAUAAUGGUAGAAGACCGCAACUGGGUUGUCCAACCGAUCCUAAUUCUGCAUUUGAUAUUAAUAAGUUAUACUGUAGUCACGCUUCAGCUGCUGAUAUUUUUGCUUCAACAUUAGAAAAUACAAGAAGCCGAAAAUUAUGUGGAAUACAAACAACUUGGCUAAAUAUGCGCAAUGAAAUUUUACCGCCAACCUGUGCUCCUUGCAACCAUUCGGUGUGUGGGGAGCCAUCAGUUCCAAAAACAGGAUAUUUUUAUGUUCCACGCAAUUAA
Messenger RNA from Condylostylus longicornis, 1987 nucleotides. RefSeq lists its product as uncharacterized. The coding region runs from base 2 to 1987 and encodes 661 amino acids. The transcript is spliced from 5 exons. The record is from RefSeq and is a predicted model, not a curated record. Lineage: Eukaryota; Metazoa; Arthropoda; Insecta; Diptera; Dolichopodidae. Gene Ontology annotation, molecular function: lipase activity.